Molecule: messenger RNA, 4808 nt
Organism: Dicentrarchus labrax (European seabass)
Lineage: Eukaryota; Metazoa; Chordata; Actinopteri; Moronidae
Gene: ca8
Product: carbonic anhydrase VIII
Exons: 9
Coding region: 322-1161 (279 amino acids)
Molecular function (GO): carbonate dehydratase activity; zinc ion binding
Source: RefSeq, a predicted model, not a curated record
AGGAGCAACAGAGUAAAGAGAAAUACAGAGAGGCAGAGAGAUCCACACACAUCAGUAGCUGCAAGAGGACAAGAGCAAGAGAGGAUAUAAAAGGAGGGGAGGACGGACAGAAUAGAGACAGGGAGACAAGAAGAAACUAAAGUAAAAGACACAAAGAAGAAAGUGAAAGGCUGUGGGAGUUGUUGCUCGGCUGGGAAUCCAUCCAGCAGACUGCUGAGACUUCAGUUUUCGCCCAAGUGAACGUACAAAAACCAGUGUGACUGGGACUCUACUGGGAGGACAGACUGGUUUCUACCCACAGUGAGCAGACUGCUGAGCACCAUGGCUGACAACGUGAAUGAGGAGUCUGAUUAUAACCCGGGGAAAGAUGAGCUGGACUGGGGCUACGAGGAAGAAUGGGGACUCCACUUCCCAGCAGCCAACGGCGAGUACCAGUCUCCCAUUAACUUGAACUCCCGGGAGGCUCAGUAUGACCCGUCCCUCCUGGAUGUCGGCCUAUCGCCAAACUACGUGGUGUGUCGAGACUGCGAGGUCAUCAACGACGGACACACUGUGCGCAUCAUUCUCAAGUCCAAAUCAGUGGUUACUGGGGGUCCGUUGCCUAGUGAUCAUGAGUAUGAGCUUCAUGAGGUUCGAUUCCACUGGGGCAAAGAGAACCAGAGAGGAUCAGAGCACACUGUCAACUUCAAGGCUUUCCCUAUGGAGCUCCACCUGAUCCACUGGAACAGCACUCUGUUUAACACUUUGGAGGACGCUCUCGGGAAGAAGAAUGGAGUCCUCAUCAUCGCUCUUUUUGUGCAGAUCGGUAAGGAGCAUCUGGGUCUGAAGGCAAUCACUGAAGUUCUACAGGACCUGCAAUAUAAAGGGAAGAACAAGAUAAUCCCCUGCUUCAACCCCAACACUCUGUUACCUGAUCCUUUACUGAGAGACUACUGGGUGUAUGAAGGAUCUCUGACCACACCACCUUGUAGUGAAAAUGUGACCUGGAUCCUCUACCGCUACCCUCUCACCAUCUCACAGUUACAGAUCGAGGAGUUUCGGAGGCUGCGGUCCCAUUUCAAAGGGGCAGAGUUGCUAGAAGGCAAUGAUGGGUUGUUGGGGGACAACUUCCGUCCUACACAGCCACUCAGUGACCGGACGGUUCGUGCUGCCUUCCAGUGACUCGCACUUUCCACUGAUGACACAGGAAAACUAUGAGGCCUACACAUACAAGUAUAGAAGGAGAGAAGAAGGAAGAGGUGUGAAGAGAGGAACGGAAAGAGAGAGAGAGAGAGAGAGAGAGAGAGAGCAAAAGUUGAUGUGCUUAUAGAUCAGCUGCAGACUGAAGGUGGACAAAGAAACUAUUGAUCUCACACCCCCAUUGUGCGUUGUGUGUGUGUGUGUGUGUGUGUGUGUGUGUGUGUGUGUGUGUGUGUGUGUGUAGGUGUGUCUUUUUCUGCAUAACCUCUCCCCAUCUCAUUCUUACUGUAUAUAUAAGUGUAGCAUCCUCCAUGAGCCUGAGUGUGUACUGUAGGUAUAUGUUGAGUAUUAUUGUGCUAAUGUGUGUGUGUGUGUGUGACCAGAUUAGAUGAUAGGAGGCUUUACAACGGGCUCUGCUGUAAAAACAAGAGGAAACAUGAACCACAAGAUGUCCCUGAACACACACACACACACACACACACACACACACUGACACACAUUUAAACUUAACUGCACUGACAGACAGAGUGUAACAGAGACACUGAAACACACAGGUUCACACACUCAACAUACACACACGUGCUGCAUACAUAUUAUGUGCGUACACCUGAGGCUGGUGUAUUUCUUUCUAUUUUGUUUUGAAUUAUUUGAAUGUGAAAUUGAAAUCAACAUAAAAGGGAAAUAUCUAAAAACUAAAGAUAAACAGAGCCAAAUUUCUAUAGACGAAUCCGAGCUGUAGGAGGAAGUAGGACAAUCCGCCAUUAUUGUGGUUGCACCUCUCUGGGCAACCCUCGUACAACCCUAUAACAUAUGUAAAGCAUUUCUGCCAAGUAAUCAGUUCAAGAGACGCUGUAGCAGCUGUUAUAUGUAGAAAAUAUCAUCAAAUGCCAUUAAAAUAAAGGUUUUAUACACUUUUCAGUGAAAUUUAGUUAUCCGCUGCUCCAACAACAAGUAGGAAGUAAACGCCACAAGCUUCGGAUCCAGGAAAUCUUUUCUUCUUUCCUAAAUCUUUGUUAUUGUUAAAUCCUCAUGUUUCGGUCACUUUAUGUGAUGAAUGAAAAUGAUUGGGUUGUUGUUUCAGAUCAGUAGGGGGUGCCAACAAAAGUACGGUUGUAACAAGAUUUUUUUAAAUUUUCUUUUUUUUGGGGGGGGGAUAACUGACUACUUCUGAAAUGUAUUAGUAAUUAGUUACACCACUAGUUACAGAGGAAAGUAAUAUUAUUACUGUAACAUUAUUACUAGUAUUGAACUCACCAGUGUUAGGCAGUAAGCCUAACACUGGUGAGUUCAAUACUACUGCUGUAAAGAGUUACGCAAUCCCAGCACAGAGCCAAAAGUCACAUAAUGUAGGAACAAGGCACAGACACUUAUAAAAUAAAUCAGUUAUUUUAAAGCAGAAAAGGUGACAUACUGUUGGUGCUCAGACAAAAACUGUUAAUCAUUGUUAUAUUAAACUAAACAUUUCUGCUUUCACUGUCAGUAUGAAUGUGUUCAGUUCCACUCUGCCACUGCAGUAAUGGCACUUGAACAUACUCUAUACAAUGCGCCGGAUUCAUUUAUAGAGUAACUUAACGGUAUAGAAUUUGCUAGCUUUAUGUCAGCCUAUUAGAGAAUAUACACAGUGUGUAGAGGUAUUGAGUUGGUGGUUGGGUUCACAUUGAUUUCCAUCUGUUAAAGUGUGUAAUAUGGUUUAAUAGUUACUUUUUAAUGAGUAUGUUAAGACUGCUUAGGUUAUUCUGGUGUUGAAGUGAGCGCAGUGCUCCAUGGGGGGAAAUCUGAAGUCAGCUGCUGAUUGAACCUCCCACCAUACACAUACAUUUAGUUCACAUUACAUGAAUUUUGACGUCUCACAUGUACACACCUGACCUCUAACUGCUCAACAGUCACAUAUCAAACUGAUAGAAUUGUUUUGCUGCAUUAGUGUCCUGCUCAUCCAAAGCCUUGUGAAUUUUAAUCUGUGGGUUGCUUGCUGUGUUCAUCAUUAGUGUUGAUGGUCACAUACAUACUGUACAAGUAAAUGAUUACAAAUCAAAUUUAAUAAUAAUAAUAAUUUCCUGUUCAAACUGGAUGAAUACACAAACUGAAACUACAGUCUACAUGUUGAAUAUCGCUGUCCGUCUUUAUAGUGGCUGUAUCAUUUUGGACCCUCUGCAGAUUGUCUAUAGGCUAAGUGUUGAUUGCAGUCCAAUCAGAUAUGGUCCAGUUAUUCUUAUCUGUAUCAUUAAUAGUGUUCAUAUCACUGUCUUUAUUAUCUGUGUGUCAGAACAAGUUGUCAUUGUGUAAAGAAUGUAAUUCUGAACACUUUUCCUCUUUUUUUUCUUUAAAUAAAAAUGGUCAAGUGUAGAUGACAGUGAAUGUCUUCACAAAAUAUGGACUAUUAGCAGCUUCAACCCCCAUUAACAUCAGUGCUCCACUGCUCCCAAGUACUGCACUGAAAGUGGGAAGAGUUACAAGCACAGCUUUUACGUGUGUGUAUAUCAACCCCAUUUAUACCUGGAAUUAAAAUGCCAUCUGUAUCUGGAGACAUUAUCUGGAUGAGGUGCAUAAAUGCAUUGGGAUCAGAAUGUGAAUGAGUCAGCCAGACCCCAUUUGGAGACAGUCAGGCUUGGAUUGUGAUCAGAUCUCAGCCAGGUGUUAAUGUCACAUUUUUAAAGGUCCAGUGUGUAACAUUUAGGAGGAUCUAUUGGCAGAAAUGGAAUAUAAUAUUCAUAGGUAUGUUUUCAUUAGUGUAUCAUCACCUGAAUAUAGGUAUUGUUAUGUUUUUGUUAUCUUAGGAUGGAGGACCACCAUGGACAAACCAAGAUAAUUUGGGGGAAUUUUGUGUUUUUCACAAGUUUUGUGGCCACCAUAGUUCCUCCUACACACUUCCCAUUCUCAUUCCCAAGUCGUCAAAUACAGACGUGAGUGGUGUUCAGUUAGUUGCAAUUUACAAUUUCAUCAGUAGAUGCCACUUAAUCGUACAAGCUGUACCUUUAAGAUGUGUUCUCAUCCCAGCUCAUAAGAAACUGCCUUUAUUUUGUCAUGCCCCUUUGCGUUAUAGACAGAAGCACAAGGUACCCUUAGCGUCUUUAUGAGUGGUUCAUAUUCUGAAUGGUCACAGUCUGGUUAGAGAACAAAAAUACAUGGUCAGGUUUAAGUCACAAUUUGGGUUAAGAUAAGAGGUUUACACGAUGCAAGGAGGAAGUUUUCAGGGCACAUCCAACUGGGAGAAGACCCCAGUACUCGCUUGAGGGAUUAUAUAUCUCAUCUGGCCUGGGACUACCUCGGGACCCACCAGGAGGAGCUGGAAGGCGUUGCUGGUUAGUGGGACAUCUAGAGUGCCCUGCUUGUGUGGACUAAUUUGACAAAUUUGACAGAGCACAAUUGAGAUAACAAGAACACAUUUUAAUAUCAGGUAUAAAUGCAAAGAUCCAUGGAUCAGAUGUCAAUAUCCUAAAUAAUGCAUUCAGAUUAUAUGUUAAUAGCAGGUGUAAAUGGGGCCACUUGUGUGUUUGUUUGUGAGGUGUGUGUGUGUGUGUGUGUGUAGUCUCUUAAGGUACUGUGUCUGACAAACUGAGCUAAAAUAAACUGUGACAACUGAUGACUGUUACUGUAAAGCAACAAUAAACUACAACACUGACUUAGUAAAA